Patella vulgata (common limpet) is the source of this 696-nucleotide messenger RNA. RefSeq names its product RING finger protein 151. Lineage: Eukaryota; Metazoa; Mollusca; Gastropoda; Patellidae. Gene Ontology annotation, biological process: protein ubiquitination. The coding region runs from base 60 to 647 and encodes 195 amino acids. The transcript is spliced from 5 exons. Gene Ontology annotation, molecular function: ubiquitin-protein transferase activity. The record is from RefSeq and is a predicted model, not a curated record.
AAGAAUGGGCCCUUUUUUCUGGCAAAUUGGCAAAUUCAAGUUUCUAGAAGUAAACAAACAUGUCAAAAUCGAAGUCAAAAGGAGGAAAGUUUUCGAAAAUCAUUGAAGAUGAGAGCCCCAGAUAUUUCUUAAAUCCUGAGUCGGUAAGUCGUCAUUUAUACUGCUCAAUAUGUCAAGAGGUUUUUAUAGAACCACAGCGAGCACCCUGUGGUCACAGCUAUUGCAAAAAGUGUAUUAUGCAAUGGCUUAAAAAUAGCAAGACAUGUCCAGAGGACAGGAAACCAAUUUCAAGAUGUUCAUUACAUCAUGACUUUAUACUGGAGAAUAUUAUAGGAGAUCAAAUAGUUGGAUGCCCGUUUAGAUAUAGCGGUUGUGAUUUUAUUGGACAGUUAGAAAGAUUAUCCAGCCACAGAAAAUCUUGUGAAUUUAAUCCUGUGAAUUUGCCAGACUAUAUACGUGAGAGAACAGGCAGUGGGGCUGGUACACCUGAUGCAAUGGUGGUGGAUCCUUUAGCCGGAGAUACCAUUGCCUCGCCUGCUAAACCAACAUUAAUGAUGAGACUUUAUCGCCGUGGUAAUGAUCAAAAACGUUUAUUGGAAACUAUGUUUGAUGAGAAAGAAAAUAAUCCUGUCAUUCACAUUGAAUGACAUUGUUAAAAUAUAUGUGGAAGUGCUCAAUAAUAUUCAUAAAUUCUUU